AUGCCCUACAUUUCAGCGUCCGGCCAAGUCGAGCAACGCCGCUCGCCGCUGAAGGCCAUCGUCGCCUUCCUCUGGGCCAUUCUGGACUUUUUCGUGACCUUCUUCAAGACAAUGUUCCAACCUACCAAAGGCCACAGCAUGUCAUCCGUUGGGCAAGAGCGACGCAAGUUUGAUGGGCGCGGCGGCGGCAAUCCUGGCGACGAUCGACGCAUUGGACGGCUCGGUGGCUCAUCAAGUAUGAACGUGCCAUGCGCCCCUGGUGGUUGA
Molecule: messenger RNA, 267 nt
Organism: Capsaspora owczarzaki ATCC 30864
Lineage: Eukaryota; Filasterea; Ministeriida; Capsasporidae
Exons: 4
Coding region: 1-267 (88 amino acids)
Biological process (GO): calcium ion transport; endoplasmic reticulum calcium ion homeostasis
Cellular component (GO): endoplasmic reticulum membrane; Golgi apparatus
Source: RefSeq, a predicted model, not a curated record